GGGCGGGGGGCUGGCGGCAGCGGCGGAUGGACUCGCGGGUAUCGGAGCUGUUCGGCGGCUGCUGCCGGCCCGGAGGAGGCCCGGCCGUGGGCGGAACCCUUAAGGCAAGGGGGGCCGGCGGCAGCAGCGGCUGCGGGGGCCCGAAAGGGAAAAAGAAGAACGGAAGGAACAGAGGAGGCAAAGCCAACAACCCUCCGUACCUGCCCCCCGAGGCUGAAGAUGGAAACAUCGAAUAUAAACUGAAGCUGGUGAAUCCAUCCCAGUACCGCUUUGAGCACCUGGUGACACAGAUGAAGUGGCGACUCCAGGAGGGCCGCGGUGAGGCUGUCUACCAGAUUGGGGUAGAGGACAAUGGGCUGCUGGUGGGGCUGGCCGAGGAGGAGAUGCGGGCAUCCCUCAAGACCCUACACCGGAUGGCAGAGAAGGUCGGGGCAGACAUCACUGUUCUCCGGGAGCGAGAAGUGGAUUAUGACAGCGACAUGCCCCGGAAGAUUACCGAGGUGCUGGUACGAAAGGUCCCUGACAACCAACAGUUCCUAGACCUCCGUGUGGCCGUCCUGGGCAAUGUGGACUCAGGGAAGUCGACUCUGCUUGGAGUCCUGACCCAGGGAGAGCUGGACAAUGGGCGGGGCCGGGCUCGACUCAACCUUUUCCGCCACCUGCAUGAGAUUCAGUCUGGCCGAACCUCCAGCAUCAGCUUCGAGAUCCUGGGCUUUAACAGCAAGGGAGAGGUGGUGAAUUACAGUGACUCACGGACGGCAGAAGAGAUCUGUGAAAGCAGCUCCAAGAUGAUCACCUUCAUCGACCUGGCAGGCCACCACAAGUACCUACACACCACCAUCUUUGGCCUCACCUCAUACUGCCCUGACUGUGCCCUGCUCCUCGUCAGUGCUAACACUGGGAUUGCUGGCACCACAAGGGAACAUCUGGGGCUAGCCCUGGCCCUGAAAGUGCCCUUCUUCAUCGUGGUCAGCAAGGUGGACCUGUGUGCCAAGACCACAGUGGAGAGGACGGUACGACAGCUAGAGCGGGUCCUCAAGCAGCCUGGCUGCCACAAGGUCCCCAUGCUGGUCACCUCCGAGGAUGAUGCUGUCACGGCUGCCCAACAGUUUGCCCAGUCACCCAAUGUCACUCCUAUCUUCACACUGUCCAGCGUGUCUGGAGAGAGUCUGGACCUGCUCAAAGUCUUUCUGAAUAUCUUGCCACCACUUACUAACAGCAAGGAGCAGGAGGAACUCAUGCAGCAGCUGACAGAGUUUCAGGUGGAUGAAAUCUACACAGUACCAGAGGUGGGGACUGUUGUUGGAGGAACACUUUCCAGUGGGAUUUGCCGUGAGGGAGACCAGCUGGUAGUGGGCCCCACGGACGAUGGCUGCUUCCUGGAGCUGAGAGUAUGCAGCAUCCAACGCAACCGCUCUGCCUGUCGUGUGCUGCGAGCUGGUCAGGCUGCUACGUUGGCCCUCGGGGACUUUGACCGUGCACUUCUUCGCAAGGGCAUGGUGAUGGUGAGCCCCGAGAUGAAUCCCACCAUCUGCUCAGUGUUCGAGGCAGAGAUAGUUCUACUGUUCCAUGCCACCACGUUCCGGCGAGGCUUCCAGGUGACAGUACAUGUGGGCAACGUACGUCAGACAGCAGUGGUGGAAAAGAUCCAUGCCAAGGACAAGCUGCGGACAGGGGAGAAGGCAGUGGUACGUUUCCGCUUCCUGAAACACCCAGAGUACCUGAAGGUGGGCGCCAAGCUGCUGUUCCGGGAGGGUGUCACCAAGGGCAUCGGCCAUGUCACUGAUGUGCAAGCCAUUGCGGCAGGAGAGGCCCAGGCCAACAUGGGCUUCUGAACUCCUCCAGGCAGGCACAGCUCUACUGCCGUCCCCACAAUAUAUAAGGUGACUUUUGGCCAUGCUGCCCCCCCUGUUGGCGGCUCUGUGUGUUAAUAGGCUAGGGAGAGACCGGUGCUCUCUGCCCCUUGCUCCCUGCCACCUUUCUGGAGAGGUGCCAAGCUUGUUGUGGCCAGGGAGGGGCAGUCCUGAGGUUCUCAAGAAGACAGCAGAAUUCAGGGCAGUGCUCAGCAGCUCUGUGUCCACCUGGUUGGCUCAUCAACCCUGGGAACUCCACGGCCUAUCUACCGGAGGGAGCUGACCACCACCACCUUGGCCCCACUGUCUGGACUGGGCAUGAUCCGCCGGUGUGGUCCCUGCACUUCAGGAAUUGUCACAACAACUGGGGGUGGUCCUCGAAAGCACUCCUUUUUUGUAUACCUCUUCUCAAGGCCAUGUAAGUUGCCCAUCUCUACUUGACUGUGGACAAAAGACAGCUGCUCCCGGGUCUGAAGCUGGCCCAGCUGGCCCAGAGUCUGAAGAAAUGGCACAGGGGCAGUGCUCCCACCUUGUGCUGAGACAUGAGGUCUUGGCCCAGAGUCUGAAGAAAUGGCACAGGGGCAAUGCUCCCACCUUGUGCUGAGACAUGAGGUCUGUUCCUCAGCUUUGUCUCCCUUCCCUUCACUCAAGGGCCAUUCUCCAUUUUUCUGCUCAUAGGCCCCACAGGUGCUAUUUGUUGUGCUGGCCCAGGAGUGGGGCUGCUGAGCUGAGGCUUGGCAUACCGAAGGUCAGCUGCAUGUCAAUCAGUCUCGUCCCUUCCUCUGCAGUGAUUUGUUGGUUUUAAUGCUGGAUCAAACAGUGUUUUACUUUCCCAGACUAGUGACUGGGGACCUGACCCACAGCUCCCCAUCCUGCCAUCCUUUACCCCCUCCACCCUUCCUGCUCCCAUGUUAAAUCCUCCCUCUGUUGCAGGGAGCCUGGGGGAAAGGGAAAGAUGUUGCCAUAUUUCCUACACUUUAGGGCAUGGACUCCUUCCUUUCCCUUUGUUAAUGUCCUGGGUUCCCCGGACUCAGGGAUUUGUUGGUUCAGGUUUCUCUGCAUAUACAUAUAUAUAUAAAUAUAAAUAUAAAUAUAUACAUACAUAUAUAUAUUUAAAUACACACAUAUAUAUUGUACAGAAUAAAAAUGUUUUAUUGAAUACACUGUGCUUAUGCUUAAGAUACGGGCUCAGCUUCCAGAGCUAGAUUCCUCUUCAGGAUUAGAGACAAGUGAAACCCUAGCACCACUGAGCCCUGGAUGGAGAAAAGAGCCCAUCUGGUAUCAUUUACCAUUCUCCCUUUCCUGUCCCUCCCAUGCGAUCAGCGUUCCAGUAUUGUGACCUGGGUAUUCUGGCUUAUUUGCAUUGCUCUUGAGCAAGCAGAAUAGAAAGUGAAACCGCUGCCUUUUCAGCUGAGACAGGUAACCAGCCCGCACUUGAGGAGUUGGCCACUUGCUAUGGUCACAGUGAUGAGGAGCCCACUUCUGUGCCAUGUCAGAGAUGUGGAGAUUAGCGUGUGAGCUACUUAAUGAAGAGUGGAAUUUAAGAGUCACGUUAAUCUGGCCCUCACGCUCUCCCUAGCAAUGCAGAAAAGCUCGAAGUGAGGUUUACACAGCCUAAAUUGGCUUCUUGGAACCACCUGGCCACACCUUAGUCGUUUCUUCGUGUUUCUGUGUUCAGAGUACCUGACGGUCAUGUUUUAUGGGACUGCGUUUUGAGCAGUGAUCCUUGCAAAAGAAAUUUAAUGAUAAAUGUGGCCCAAUGUCCAGCGAGGCAUUCUGUCUCCAGGGUAUUAAAGUAAAAGCUUCCUUAACUAUUCAAGCUCUGCUGCUUUUAAAAAUACCACCGGCUUGACUGGCUACUAUAAGUAGCCUGUGGUUGAAGAACUUCCUCCUGUGUCGGGGACUAAGAGCGGUUCGUUUCCGUCUGUACAGUUGCUGAUAAACGGCUAUGAGAAAAGCUUGUGUUCAGCAAAAAGGUACUAUAGCUUUCAACCAACACUGACCUUUGCAUGUCCGUCUGCUCGUACCUCCAUGGGCUUAUUGCCACUAUGCUGGGGCAGGGUUGGCAUUUCCAAGAAAAUAGGUGUGCUGCUUGUAUUGUUGUUACUGGUUACUCACUACUCCCGCCCAUCUUGGCCUCUUAUAAGUCCAGUGAAACCAAAGUUUCUACUCACAAUUUCUCUUUCCAAUCAAGCAAAGUGUUAAAAAUUUGUUUCACUUGAUCUGUACAGUACCCAAAGGAGAGUAUUGCUUCUUUAGGCUUUAAAAAAACAAAACCAAACAAAC
Molecule: messenger RNA, 4139 nt
Organism: Lynx canadensis (Canada lynx)
Lineage: Eukaryota; Metazoa; Chordata; Mammalia; Carnivora; Felidae
Gene: GTPBP2
Product: GTP binding protein 2
Exons: 12
Coding region: 27-1835 (602 amino acids)
Biological process (GO): translational elongation
Molecular function (GO): translation elongation factor activity; GTPase activity; GTP binding
Source: RefSeq, a predicted model, not a curated record